GCAUGCUGCAGCAUACUUAUUGAACCCUCAGCUUCAUUAUAGUCCCAAUUUUCAAGCUGAUGCAGAGAUUAAAAUUGGGUUGUACAAAUGUCUUGAAAAAAUGGUCCCUGACACUAAUGAGAGGGUGAAGAUAGAUUUGCAAAUUGAUGCAUUCAAGAAUGCAAGAGGACUCUUUGGUAUACAAAAUGCAAUCUUGACUAGAAAAAAGAAAUCUCCAGGGGAUUGGUGGGACUCUUUUGGUGAUGAAUGUCCCGAGUUGAAGAGGUUUGCAAUCAGGGUAUUAAGUCUAACAUGCAGUUCAUCGGGGUGUGAGCGCAAUUGGAGUGCUUUUGAGAUGGUACACUCAAAGCGGAUGAAUCGUUUACACCAAAAGAGAAUGAAUGACUUGGUCUUUGUGAUGUACAAUUUGAAACUGAGACAAAGGCACAAGAAUAGACAAUCAAUCAUGAAUCCAUUAUGUUUGGAUGAUGUUCUAUCAGACGAUGAGUGGAUAACAGAGAAAGAGAAUCCGACUCUUCCAAGAGAAGGAAAUUGGUUGCAUAAGAUGAAGAAGUAG
Messenger RNA from Camellia sinensis, 556 nucleotides. The record is from RefSeq and is a predicted model, not a curated record. Lineage: Eukaryota; Viridiplantae; Streptophyta; Magnoliopsida; Ericales; Theaceae.